Messenger RNA from Amborella trichopoda, 330 nucleotides. Lineage: Eukaryota; Viridiplantae; Streptophyta; Magnoliopsida; Amborellales; Amborellaceae. The record is from RefSeq and is a predicted model, not a curated record.
AUGGCGGUUGGGCGUCCCAUGGGUGUAGAAGAAGGGCAAGUAGGGAAAAGGUCUAAGGAGCAAUGGCAAGCCAUGCUCAGUGGAAGUGUAGCAGGAGGGUUAAUGGAGUGCUGGGACGCUCUUAGUGAGCUGAGGGCUUGCUCCACUGAGAUCAUCUUGUUCUUUAUGAAUGGUGAGGCUUACUUGGGCCAGGGGUGUUGCAUGGGUGUCCGCACCAUUACGCACCACUGCUGGCCCUCAAUGUUCACGUUACUGGGCUUUACUGCCGAGGAAGGCGAUAUUCUCAGGGCCUAUUGCAACGCCGAGGCCCCGCCGCCUGCCCUGGCCUAG